Molecule: messenger RNA, 1872 nt
Organism: Rhipicephalus microplus (southern cattle tick)
Lineage: Eukaryota; Metazoa; Arthropoda; Arachnida; Ixodida; Ixodidae
Product: protein C19orf12 homolog
Source: RefSeq, a predicted model, not a curated record
AUGCCUGUCAAGAGGGACGAAAUGUUGGACGUUCUGUGCAUGGUGUCUAAAGAAGAAAACUUGAGAGUGACACUGAAGCAUUCGGCUAAAGGAGGUCUUAUCACUGGCGCAACUGCGAUGGCAGCCGGCUUUCUUAUGGGACCUGUUGGGUUAGCAGUUGGUGGGGCACUUGGUGGCUGUGCAGCUGCAAUCUUGAUGCGAGACAAGUUUGUGUCUGCUGCUGAGAUCAUCAGCAACAUGUCUGAUGACCAAAAGGACGAGCUUAUCACAGCUGUGCAACGAGCUCUCUCAGACAUUGAAGUUAUGGACAUUGUGGAGAUGUGUGCUCUUCUUUGUGGUGAUAUCCAUAUCAAAAAGCGUAUCAUUCGUGCGAUGAUUGACUAUUUUCACAACCAGAUGCGCUUGGAAAUCAUUGACUGACGAUUAUUGCUUUGGGAGUGCUACCAUUUCAAGUUUUUCCAAGUUUCAUGGCAUGAUCUCCUUUGUUGGAAGGUUUUCUCUUGGUUUCUGCCUAUGUAAAUUCAUGUUCAUAUGUGAGCCUUGCACCCAUUUGCAAUUAGAGUACUGCUUUGGACUUCUAUCAAGCACAUGACUUGAACGGUACAAAAAGGAAAGAGUAGUUCCUGCUCCCUGGGAUAACUAGGGGAGGUUUUUUUUUUUAAAUACGCUUUCUUAUUCCACAAGGAACGUUUUAAAAAGAUGACAGAUAGAACAGAGCGCAGAGCACUCUGUCCUAUCUGUCGUCUUUCUGAAACGUUCCCUGUGCACUAAAAAAGUAUAUUCCGAAAUUCAAUACCAACCAGCCCAAGUAGCCGCUCUUUUGUAGGGAAGAUAAUUCGCCUCUGUGCACUGGCAAAAAUUUUUUAAAAUCAAAUCAUGGCUUCACAAAUGCUGAAUACAAUUAACUGUACAAAUUCGAAAUGUAUAACUCAAAGGCCCCUUGUUUGUAGAAAUCAUUUUACAAGUUUCUGUCAAAGCAGGCUUGCCUGUGGAGUUGCUUGUGGAGGCACCAGCUAAUGUGAGAGAGUGAAGUGACAAGAGAUUUUCUUUUUAUCGAAGAAAAUUAUGGUCACUGAAAACACUAAUUUGACGUAUCAGGCUUCAAUGCACCAAAUCCACUCAAUAUAACAAUAGAGGUACUCUUUUCUAAACCAACAGUAGUGCAUGACACCAUAGUGCUACUGACCGGGCCCAUACCCAGGAAUUCUUUUUUUUUUGGGGGGGGGGGGGGGGGGCAUGUUUAUGUGUCGGACGGCUAAUUUUGGCAACUGGGGGUUCAUGUGAAGGCGUGCAAGCACUUAAGUAUCAGCCUAAAAGUUGAAACAAAAAAAUUUCUGGAGCUGUCGGAGCUCCCUCAACUCCCCCCUAGUUAUGGUCAUGCUACUGACAGAUCCAUUCAGGCUUACUGUUACAUUUAGCUUUUAGGGACAUGAAAGUGCUAGAGGAUCCAUAAUAAAGCAGAAAUAUUAUUUCAUGUAUGUCUGUUCACAUAUUACAUAUUGCCAGUCUAUUUUAACACAGGCAUUUGGAGAUCUCAAGUGAACGAGGCCAUAUUCACCAGUAUGUAUGUACAUCUAAGCGUAAUAUAAUACUGAUUUUUUUUUCUGCUUGAGGUAGUGUGUUUGCAUCUCACUGUAAGCUUUUUUUUCCCAGUAUGUUUGGUAGCAGCAGCUUGGAGGCAUUUGGCAGGAGGCAUUGCAACAAGUGUCUUGAGAAAAGGUGAGGUGUCAAGUUUAAACAACUUUCUCACUCAUUAUAGAGUGGGUUUCACGCAUUAUAUGCAAUUUUAAUGAUUGUCAAAAACACUGCCAACAUUUUAUGCUCUGUGUAAUAUGUUUAGUUAGAUAGAUAAGAAGGGCUUCUUGAGGCAAA